Molecule: messenger RNA, 1203 nt
Organism: Aphanomyces astaci
Lineage: Eukaryota; Oomycota; Saprolegniomycetes; Saprolegniales; Verrucalvaceae
Exons: 2
Coding region: 1-1203 (400 amino acids)
Cellular component (GO): nucleus
Molecular function (GO): DNA binding
Source: RefSeq, a predicted model, not a curated record
AUGUUGAAGCCGUACCGACGCACAACACUUCUCCCCAAAAGGAAACAACAACAGUACUGUAUCGGCACAAUACAGACACUUCUGCGGAAACAUUUUGAUCUCGGUCCAUGCUGCAGCGACCGCCAAUUCGCGCGGCAGGAACACAUUCCGAUAGGAACCCUUCGCGGGUGGCUCAAACGUAAGGACGAGUACCUGGAGGCAGUGAAACGGGGCAGCAACACGACACUAGACGCACAUGGCCAACUGGAAACGUUCAGCUUUGGCGCCGACCUCGUCCAAUUCAUGGACAGCGUCCGUGAUAUCGAAAAGUUCCUGACCACUGCCCACGUCGUGACAUGGCUUAAGACCCACCAGAAGCCGUGGCUGGAUGCGUUCCUGGAAGGCAAGCCAGACCAGGAUCGAGCGUACAAGGGUCUGCUUGGGUGGUGUCAAGCUUUCGCCCACCGACACGGCUUCUCCCAGCGGGUACCGUGCGCGUCGAAGAAGACGCAAGCUGAGCUCCAAGCAACGCGUGCCGAGUACGCCAAGGUGUUCUGGCCAAAGCACGCCGCAUACGACCCGGCCAACAUCAUCAACAUCGACGAGACAGGAGUUCAUUACGACAUGCCACCUCGACGCACGUGGGCUCGAAUCGGCAAGUCGUCCAAGGUGGACAAACAGCAGAAGCACUCGAACCGUGUGACAGCAGUGCUGGCUGUCCGAGCAGACGAACGGAAGUUGCCGCCUAUGGUCAUUGUCCACGGGCAGCCUGACGGCGGUCCGGUCGAUCAGAAAGAACUGCCGACGUAUCCCCGAGGGGCUGUCUAUGCGGUGCAAGAAAACGCGUGGAUGGACGAGCGGGUGUGGGAGAUCUACCUCCGUGAGUUGCUGCAAUUCGAGAUCGAAGCGCCAUCGGUGGUUGUUGUGGACAACUUGGCAGCCCACGUGACUCCUGGGGCCAUUCAGAUUGUCCAGGAGGAGCUGUUCAGUGUGGUGGAAGAGCUUCCUGCCAACUCGACGUGUACGUGCCAGCCACUUGAUGUGGGUGUCAUGGGUCAGUUCAAGGUGAAGUGUCGUACUGAGUGGAUUCACGAGACCAAGGUGACAUCAGCUGCUGAAAAGACGUUGGUCAUGGUGCAACGAAUCCUAAAAGUAUGGGAAGCUAUUCCAUCGGCGAUGAUUACACGUUCGUUUGAUAAGGCUAUCCCUCGUGAAGAGCUGUAA